Messenger RNA from Plasmodium gonderi, 2616 nucleotides. Its product is annotated as variable surface protein. The transcript is spliced from 5 exons. The coding region runs from base 1 to 2616 and encodes 871 amino acids. NCBI's taxonomy places the organism in Eukaryota, Apicomplexa, Aconoidasida, Haemosporida, Plasmodiidae. The record is from RefSeq and is a predicted model, not a curated record.
AUGCUCUUUAAUUUACACAUCAAAUUUCAAUGGAAGAGAACAGGUUCACUUUUGAAUGAAUGGUCUAUAGAAGAUUUUGCUAGAGCAUUAUACAAUGGUGACAUUAAUAAUUACAAGUCGCUGCACGAUGAAGUUCUACAAUAUUUUAGUGGUUAUAAUGAAACUAAUAUCGAUUAUAAUUUUUCAAACGAAAUAGAAUUAUUAGAACAAUUAGAAGAAAGAGAUGACCAUAGCAGUGUUGACAAUAUGUGUAGAAAAUUAAAUAAUUGGUUAUAUGUUAUGAAAAAAGAAAAUGCUUAUGUUUUUAUGGCAGCAAAGCGCAUACUGGUUUUAUUAGGACGUGUUACAAAUGAUAUUACAGAUAAGUAUCAUUGUAGCUUUGAUUGGUUUACAAAUGAAGAAGAAUUUGAGAAUUUAAUAAAAUUAUAUAAUUUUAAUGAGCAUAUUGAUUCUACUAAAGAUAAAAUUAACGAAACAAUCACUGAAAAGUAUAAUUAUUUCUGCCACUAUGUACGUAGUUGUAUUGAAACAUAUAAUAAAUAUAAAAAAAGUCAUUGUAAUGGAAGUAAUAAAAAUCAGAGUACACUUUGCAGCGAAUUAAAAAAUUUUGAGGAAAAUUACAAAACUUAUAUAUUAAAGUCAGAUGAAUUAAAAGAAAAAUUUCCACCUUUAGAAUCAGUUACGCAUGGUUCUCAAGUAAAUUGUGCAUCAACUAGGGAACGUGAUUAUAAUAAGAAAAUUACAUUAACAAAAUAUAAAAAUGUUGGGUGUUAUUUGAAGAGUACGCUACAUAAUAAUGGUGAUAUUCCUCUGAGUCCUGAUGGAGAAGGAACAGACAUUAGAGUAAUAGUUUUUGAAAGUUAUCACGUGUUCGAUAAUUUAUACAUAUAUAAAAAGAAUGAGAGUUCGUCUAAGCAUACCCCUGGUAUGAGGGCAUUUACUCAAAUUUGCAACAAUGCUAAAACUUUCAUUAGUAACUGGGACGAUGAUUCAAGAAAUCUUUGUGAACAUUUUAUAUUAUUUUUUAUGGCAUUACGUACUGACAUGUUUGGAACUGGAAAUAUUGGUUGUAAUUAUGGUGAGUUCUUAAAUUUUUGGUUAAGUAAAAAAUUAAGAGGAAUGACUAAACCUGAUGAAUUUAGGGAACAGUUUUAUGAAUAUAUGAAUAGUAAUAGAGGAAAAUUUGAUGAAGAUGAUAUAUUAAGUGGUAUACUAAAUGAUAUUUCUUUGGAAGAUUUAAAUAAAUUAGAUGUAUUAUAUAAUUUGUAUGAUAAUUACAAUAAAAUUGAACACGAAAUAAUCGAUGAGAGACAAAGGAAAACACAAUGCCGGGAAUAUGGAAAUAAAUGCGUUGAAAUAUUAAGAAAAGCUAUAAAUCAAUAUGAUGAAGAAGACAAAAAUAAAGAAUUUUUUAAUGCAUUAAAAGAAUUUAGCCAUUUAUACUCAAAUGGUAUAUAUAAUUCCGAAUCGUGUAAAUAUGUGAAGUUGCCGCAACUACCAAAAUUCAAAUCAUUCGCUUCGACGAAUCAGGGAAUUACCCAUGAUGGAGAAGCUAAAUCUUGUGAAAAUAUGUUGAAGAGUCUAGAAGCUAUAGAUCAUGAAAAAAUAGAUAAAUUUCAUAACAUUUUAAAAUCCUUCAAUGUAUUAGAUAAAUAUGAGAAAUUUAAUAGUGUGGAAUAUUCAGAUUACAAAAAAUACUGUAAAGAUAUUUGUAAUUUAGAGGCACAUUUUCCUGGUGUGAGAGAACUUUGCGCGAAGGUUUCAAAGAAUUUAGAAGAUAUAGCUUUAGAAAGUAAGAAAGAUGAACGAAAUGAAUAUUGUGAAAACUUUUACUAUUGGUUAUCUGACAACAUAUGGAAUUUAUUCAGGAAAAAUUUAGAAUAUAUUGAGAAAAAGCCUGAUGUUCUUAAAUUUCUAAAAGUAGUUUACGAUAUUAUAUAUAGGUUAAAUAUCACCGAGUGUUUGUUUCAUUAUAAUCCCUAUGAGCGUAAAGAAGUAUUAAAAGAAAAAAAACAUUUGUAUUAUUAUUUUAGAUAUUAUAAUACAAUUAAAGGUUUUAUUGACAGCAAUAACGAAGUAGAAAAUAAAGAAGACUACUGUAAGUACAUUAAUUACAUAAUAGAUCUUUAUGAAAAACAUUUACCAAAGUGCUGCUCCUGUUUUUCUGGUAUUGAAAAUUGUUCUGAGUAUUGUAAAGAAUACUUUAAGUGCAGUAAAGAUUAUUAUCCUGGCGACCUAAUUUCCUUGUUGCGUUGUGAAUAUGAAGAACCCGUUAAAAACGUAGAAGAAUUAUUUAAACAUGUAACAGUAAGCAGAAAUGAUCUUAUAUUGGUAUCUAAAGAAUUAGCAAGUCCAUCUGUAAAAUUAGAACAUAAAGAUCCCUUUUACAGCAUUGUGUUAUUUGUUUUUAGCGUACUCGGAAUUUUCUUCGCGUUUUUUGUGUUUUACAAAUUUACACCAUUUGGAACUUGGUUGCACAAAAAUAAAAUAAGGGAAAAAAAUAUUAGAUAUAACAUGCAGGAAGAAUAUAUGGAGAGAUUAUCAGAAAGAAGACGAGAAUCCGAUAAUUUUAAAUCAAAAAGCAAACGAAUACAAAUAGCUUAUCAGAACAAUUAA